Messenger RNA from Acaulospora colombiana, 1728 nucleotides. NCBI's taxonomy places the organism in Eukaryota, Fungi, Glomeromycota, Glomeromycetes, Diversisporales, Acaulosporaceae. The record is from the annotation of a GenBank genome assembly.
AUGUUUAAGGACAGCUCGGCAGACUGCCUCCAAACAUCUGAACGCAGGGAGGACAGCUCGGCAGACUGCCUCCAAACAUCUGAACGCAGGGAGAUGUAUGAGACUACUAUAACAGAAUAUCUUGACAAAACGCUCAGCAAAAGUUGGUCUAUCCUUGGUAUAUUAGAAUUUUCACAAUCCAAAUUAUCCUUGGAUACCUUGGAACAUUUCAAAGAGGAUUUAUACGCAAUAUUACAAGGAUAUAAAGAUAAAUGCAAUGUUCACACCUACGCAAAAAACAAAGUAAAGAAGUUAUUAGCUAAUUAUGACAAAUGCUUCUCCUCUGCCGAAGUGAGGCGGUUCAUCAACGAUCUUGAAUAUCGUACGGAAAGGAGAAUAAAUGUCACUUCCGGCUACACAGCCGAAAUUUUAAAGGAUCAACAUGAGAAUCGGAAACUCAUCAAUCAAUUACGAGAGAGGAUUACAGAGGCAGAAAAUGAUCGUCCGAUUGAAGAACCUCAAGAACAAAAUGAUGAUGAGUCUUCUAGAGAAGAAAUAGCAGAUAAAGUCGAGAACAUUUCAGAAACUAUGCAAACUUCGAGUCAUCAGCAUAACAUUAAUUUUAAUGAACAAGCUAACGAUCGAGAGGUGGAUGAUGCAGUAAUCGAUAAGAUUAUUGUGAGCAAGAUAUCAUGCUUGCUUUUAGAAUCGAAAUUUACUCUUGAAGAGAUAUGGAAAAAAGUGAUGGAACGUUUGAAAGAAGAAAACUUGAGAGUGCAAUCAAUCGAAUCACGAAUUAUCGAUCUCUCCGACUGGACCAAGGUUGAAUGGAAUAGAAUUCUUAAAACAUCUGAUUAUGUACAAUUAUUUAACAGAUCAAGAAAGAAGCUCCAUAAAGAUAAAAUCGAUAAAGAUGUGUAUGAAUUGCUAAGUGAUGAACUUUGUCAAAUACGAUCCUUAAAUGACUUGGAACAAUGGAAGGCUAAGUUUUCCAACAUAAAAUCUAUAGACGCAAAACUAACUGUCGAAAUAAUCGAUUUUCUAGAAAUCAAUAUCCUCGUCAUGCAACAUCGAGAACGGGACUUUAUCGUUAAGAUUCUUGGCCAGAUAAUUGGCACUCUCCUAGAAGAAUUUGAUAUCGGUAUUUUUGAGCUUAACUGGAUCGAGAAGGAGUCUUGUAGUGUCACCAAUCGAAAACGAAAGGAUGUGCACGAAGAAUACAUGACACUCACUCCCAAUAUGAAAAAAAUUGAUCUAAUCGUCUCAUUGCGAAGUCAUAAAAUUGAACUCCUACCACUUGAAGUGGGAAAUACCUCAGGACCAAUGGAUGGCACAAAAUAUCGAAAAGACCACUCAAAAUUAAAGGUGGUGAUGAAAGAUUGCUUAGAUGCUUUGCGGGGAAAAUUACAUUUCAAGAAAGUAGAACUAGAAGAGGUUUUCGCUCUUGGCAUCCAAAUUACUGAUAUGGAAGACCUUCUGCCAGAUUUCCUGAAGAAUCUUUUAGCAUUACGACACACAUUAAUAGAUCUGGUUAAGAAAAUACGAACAAUCGCUCAAAAACGACUAAAUACGCCAUCUCCACCAUCAUCGCCUCUACACAAUAGAUUGACUGCAGAAGCUGGAGGUGCAAGAAUUUGGUUAAAAAGAGUAGAUUUAAAUCAUACUGGAUCUCAUAAAAUUAAUGUGUUAGGACAAGUAUUGUUGGUAAAACGUCUUGGUAAAAAAAUUACUGCCAAGGAAUACUUGUAG